AUGAUGCCCCUAAGCUCCUUUCUUCUCAUUGUUGUAAUUGCUCUUUUAUUUACAUUUGCAUCUUCUGCAGUUGAUAGUCAUGAAAACUUCGUUCAAUGUCUUUACAGUUAUUCCCACAAUUCCAGUUCAAUCUCUAAGGUUGUGUACACUCGAACCAACUCCUCUUACGCAUCUGUACUGCAGUUUUCCCUUCAAAACCUCAGAUUCUCAUCCAAAAAAUCACCAAAACCACUUGUCAUAGUUACACCUCUGGAAGUUUCCCAUAUUCAAGCCACCAUAAUCUGUUCCCAUCAUCAUGGCUUGCAGAUUCGAAUUCGAAGUGGUGGCCAUGACUUUGAGGGUCUCUCCUAUGUUGCUGAAGUUCCAUUUGUAAUUAUUGAUCUCAUAAACUUUAGAGAAAUUGAAAUAGAUGUAAACAAAAAGACUGCAUGGGUUCAAUCAGGGGCAACUGUUGGUGAACUUUACUAUAGGAUCAGUGAGAAAAGUAAAACCCUUGCCUUUCCAGCAGGUGUCUGCCCCACUAUAGGAGUUGGAGGGCACUUUGGUGGCGGUGGCUAUGGAUUCUUGACGCGUAAAUAUGGCCUCGCUGCUGAUAAUAUGAUUGAUGCUCACUUAAUUGAUGCGAAAGGUAAGCUUCUUGACAGAGAAGCCAUGGGUGAGGAUUUGUUCUGGGCCAUUAGAGGAGGUGGAGAUGCAAGCUUUGGAGUGAUCUUGGCAUGGAAGAUAAAAUUAGUUCCAGUUCCAUCAAAUGUGACAGUAUUCAGAGCCCCCAGGACAUUGGAACAGAACGCAACCAAGCUUAUUCAGAAGUGGCAACUUGUGGGAAAUAAAAUUGACGAGAAUUUGGGCAUAAAUAUCAUGUUGACCAGGGUAAAUUCAAGUAAGAAAGGGGAGCCAACAAUACUAGCCCUGUUCCAAUCCUUGUUUCUUGGAGGAGUAGAUCAGCUCAUUCCCUUAAUGCAAAAGAACUUUCCAGAACUGGGUUUGAAGAGAGAAGACUGUACUGAGAUGAGCUGGGUAGAAUCAGUCCUUUAUCUUUGGGGGCUUCCAAUUGGUCAACUUGAAGUUUUGCUGAACAGAACUCAAACUACAACAGAUUCUUUCAAAGCAAAAUCUGAUUUUGUGAGAAACCCCAUUCCUGAGAGUGGCUUAGAAGGGUUAUGGCCAAUAUUAUAUGAAGAUGGGGGCGAAGGAGCAUUGAUGGUACUCUUUCCUUUUGGGGGUAUAAUGGAUAAGAUUUCAGAAUCCGAAAUUCCAUUCCCCCACAGAUCUGGAAACUUGUACGUAAUUCAGUACGCUGUACAUUGGCAACAAGAAGGAGAAGAGAUAGCACAAAGGCACAUCGGUUGGGUUAGAAGACUUUACAGCUAUAUGGAAACUUUCGUUUCAAAGUCCCCUAGAGCUGCAUAUGCCAAUUAUAGAGACCUUGACAUUGGGGUAAAUAACAUUGGCUACACAAGCUAUAAGCAGGCUAGCAUCUGGGGUUUCAAGUAUUUCAAGAACAACUUCAAUAGAUUGGCACAUGUGAAGACUAAGUUCGACCCUCUUAACUUCUUCAGGAAUGAACAGAGCAUACCUUCUCUUCUGCCUGAAAGACCCAAAUAGAGAGAACCCACAGCUGCAAAGGUCAUAAUAAAAUAUGCUGCUUUCUUGUUUAUGUGUAUCUCAGGUGGC
Molecule: messenger RNA, 1674 nt
Organism: Abrus precatorius (Indian licorice)
Lineage: Eukaryota; Viridiplantae; Streptophyta; Magnoliopsida; Fabales; Fabaceae
Product: tetrahydrocannabinolic acid synthase-like
Exons: 1
Coding region: 1-1605 (534 amino acids)
Molecular function (GO): FAD binding; oxidoreductase activity
Source: RefSeq, a predicted model, not a curated record